Messenger RNA from Penaeus vannamei (Pacific white shrimp), 5131 nucleotides. NCBI's taxonomy places the organism in Eukaryota, Metazoa, Arthropoda, Malacostraca, Decapoda, Penaeidae. The record is from RefSeq and is a predicted model, not a curated record.
AUCUGCAUAGACGUCGUAGAAUGGAAACCCUUCGAAUGGUUCAUCUUACUGACCAUCUUCGCCAACUGCGUGGCUCUGGCGGUCUACACGCCUUACCCUAAUUCAGACUCCAAUGCCACCAACGCUAAACUGGAACAAAUCGAGAUUAUCUUUAUGGUAAUAUUUACGGUAGAAUGUUUUAUGAAGAUUAUAGCCUACGGGUUCGCCCUCCACCAGGGGGCGUAUAUACGUUCAGUAUGGAACUUUCUCGAUUUUCUCAUCGUCGUCAUUGGUUUGAUAAGCGGCGCACUAGACUUCCUCAUGCAGGGGGAGGGCGGCGAAGCGAGCUUCGACGUCAAGGCGCUCAGGGCCUUCCGAGUCCUGCGUCCUCUCAGACUUGUGUCAGGAGUCCCAAGUCUUCAGGUGGUGUUGAACUCCAUCGUGAAGGCUAUGGUGCCGCUGCUCAACAUCGCUCUUCUCGUCAUGUUCGUCAUCAUCAUCUACGCUAUCAUCGGGCUGGAGCUUUUCUCCGGCGCGCUCCAUUUUACCUGCUAUAAUAAUGAAACAGGUAACCGCAUGGAAAACCCUCAUCCGUGCGACAACGGGACGGCGGGCUUCAGCUGUUCCGAUCUAAAUAAGGAUGGCCAAUUUUAUGUGUGUCGAGACGGCUGGGAAGGACCCAACUAUGGCAUCACGAACUUCGAUAAUUUUGGCCUCGCAAUGUUAACAGUGUUCCAGUGUAUAACUAUGGAGGGCUGGACAGAUAUGAUGUAUUAUAUUGCAGAUGCCAUGGGUAAUAGUUGGCAGUGGAUCUUCUUUGUAUCCAUGAUCAUCCUCGGGGCCUUCUUCGUCAUGAACCUGAUUCUUGGUGUCCUCAGCGGAGAAUUCUCCAAAGAGAGAGAAAAAGCACAGGCACGAGGAGACUUCAUGAAACUAAGAAAAAAGCAGCAGAUCGAGGAGGAUCUGAGAGGUUAUCUAGAAUGGAUAACAGCCGCAGAAGACAUAGAAAUGGAAGGGGAUGAGAAGAAGGAAGCCGAUGACGGGCGCCGUUUAGUUCUGCCGGGAGCCAGCAACCGUGGAGCCAUGUCGGUGGCCUCCCCAACCUCCCUUCUGCUCUUCUUGCCCCUCUUCUCUAUGCGUAACUCCAAAACUGUAGAAGCUGACAUAGAUAAGGGUGAAGAAAAUGAUGAAAAUCAACAGCCAUCGUGGUGGCAAAAAAAGAAGAAGGGUUUUGAUCGCUUCGUGAAAGGGAUGGUAGGUGUUAAUCGGAGAUGCAGGCGGGCGUGUCGAAAAGCUGUAAAAUCACAAGCAUUUUACUGGCUCAUCAUUGUUCUUGUCUUCCUCAACACUGCAGUCCUGGCCAGUGAGCACUAUCGGCAACCUGACUGGCUUAGCAAGUUCCAAGAUUAUACCAAUCUUUUCUUCGUGGUGCUGUUUACAUGUGAAAUGUUGUUAAAGAUGUACAGUUUAGGCUUCCAAGGCUACUUUGUGUCUUUGUUCAAUCGUUUUGAUUGUUUUGUGGUGAUCAGCAGCAUCACCGAGGUGGUUCUCACAUCCACUGAGCUUAUGCCUCCACUGGGUGUCUCGGUGCUCAGAUGUGUCCGUCUUCUCAGAGUAUUCAAAGUGACAAAAUAUUGGCGGUCACUCUCCAACCUGGUUGCUUCCCUUCUCAACUCCAUCCAGUCCAUCGCCUCCCUGCUGCUCCUGCUCUUCCUCUUUAUUAUUAUCUUUGCUCUUCUGGGCAUGCAAGUCUUCGGUGGCCGCUUUAAUUUUAACCCAAUGGAGGACAAACCGCGGCAUAAUUUUGACAACUUCGUUCAGGCCAUGUUGACAGUGUUCCAGAUCCUGACAGGUGAGGAUUGGAACGUAGUUAUGUAUGAUGGUAUUCGUGCCUAUGGUGGAGUGGCCACUGCUGGCAUCAUCGCCUGUUUCUACUUCAUCAUUCUUUUCAUCUGUGGUAAUUACAUCUUGCUCAAUGUCUUCUUGGCUAUCGCUGUCGAUAACUUGGCUGAUGCUGAUGCUCUUGGUGAUGCUGAAGAGGAAGAAGGCAAAGAGGGAGAGGAGGGUGAAGGUGGAGGUGGUGAAGAAGGUGAAAAGAUAGAAGAAGAAGGUAUAGAAGGUGAAGAAAAGACAGCACUAAAUCACAUAGCUAUGAGGGAUGGUGAUGCUGCCAGUCAUGCAAAGGUACAGAUAGAACAUGACCAAAUACCAGAAGAAGGAAAAUAUGAUGAUUAUGAAAAUGAAGGGGAUAUGGAAGAAGAGGAGGAAGAAGUGGAAGAGGAGAGCGAGGAACAUCCACCUGGAGCCAGACCACGGCGUGCAUCGCAGCUCAGUACUGCCACCAAAAUCAAGCCAUUGCCCCCGUUCUCCAGUUUUUUUAUUUUCUCCCACACAAACAGGUUUCGAGUUUUUUGCCACAAGAUUUGCAACCACAGCCUCUUCAGCAAUGUCAUUCUGGUAUGCAUUCUCAUAUCAUCCGGCAUGUUGGCUGCUGAGGACCCCCUUCGUUCCGAUUCUCAGCGUAAUGUUAUUCUGAACUACUUCGACAUCUUCUUCACAUCAGUGUUCACAGUGGAGAUUUGCCUAAAAGUUAUAUCAUAUGGCUUUAUUCUUCACAAAGGAGCCUUUCUACGCUCUGCCUUUAAUGGUUUGGACCUGUUGGUUGUGGCCGUCUCCCUGAUCUCCUUCUCCUUCAAGGAUGGAGCUAUCUCGGUGGUCAAGAUCCUCCGUGUGCUCCGUGUGCUGAGGCCACUCAGGGCUAUCAACAGGGCCAAGGGUUUGAAGCAUGUAGUUCAGUGCGUCAUUGUGGCCAUUAAGACCAUCGGCAACAUCAUGCUGGUCACCUGUCUCCUAGAAUUCAUGUUCGCUGUAAUUGGAGUUCAGUUGUUCAAGGGGCCAAUACAUUGUAUAUCAGGAUGGAGACAUAAACAAACCCAUGGUGGAGAAGAGAGUUUGGGAGAAAAACUCAUUCCACUUUGACAACGUGGCCAAGGCAAUGCUGACCCUUUUCACAGUAUCUACGUUUGAGGGUUGGCCUGGGUUGCUUUAUGUUUCCAUCGACUCCAACACAGAGGAUGUGGGUCCUGUACAUAACUACCGACCCAUGGUAGCAAUCUACUACAUCAUCUAUAUCAUCAUCAUUGCCUUCUUCAUGGUUAACAUCUUCGUUGGUUUUGUUAUUGUCACCUUCCAGAGCGAGGGAGAGCAAGAGUACAAGAACUGUUGUCUAGACAAAAAUCAGAGGAACUGUAUAGAGUUUGCACUGAAGGCCAAACCUGUGCGGCGUUACAUUCCCAAGAACAGAUUCCAGUACAAGAUCUGGUGGUUUGUGACAUCACAGCCAUUUGAAUACGCAAUCUUCACUUUAAUCAUGCUGAACACAGUCUCCUUAGCUAUGAAGUUCCGUGGGGAGCCAGAGGCCUACACUCAUGCCCUUGAUAUUCUCAAUCUCAUCUUCACUGCUGUCUUUGCCCUUGAGUUUGUCCUCAAGAUUAUGGCCUUCAGAUUCAAGUAUUACUUUGGCGACGCGUGGAAUGUGUUUGAUUUCAUCAUUGUGCUUGGCAGCUUCAUUGAUAUCGUCUACUCAGAGGUCAAUCCGGGCUCCAAUCUCUUCUCUAUCAACUUCUUCCGACUCUUCCGUGUGAUGCGUCUGGUGAAGUUGCUGUCAAAGGGUGAAGGCAUCAGAACGUUGCUGUGGACCUUCAUUAAGAGCUUCCAGGCACUGCCCUAUGUUGCCCUCCUCAUCUUGCUGCUCUUCUUCAUCUAUGGUGUUGUUGGCAUGCAGGUGUUUGGCAAGAUUGCACUGGACUGGAGCACGCAGAUCCAUCGUCACAACAACUUCCAGAGCUUCUUCCAAGCAGUAAUGGUUCUUUUUAGGUCUGCCACAGGAGAGGCAUGGCAGGAUAUCAUGUUGUCCUGCCUCCCACCUGAUGCUCGGUGUGACAUGCAGUCUGAUGAUUACAGUGAUGAUAUAUCUUGUGGCUCUAAUGUGGCAUACCCAUAUUUCAUUUCCUUCUACACUCUCUGUUCUUUCUUGAUCAUUAACUUGUUUGUGGCUGUCAUCAUGGAUAACUUUGACUACCUAACUCGUGAUUGGUCCAUCCUUGGCCCUCACCACCUGGAUGAGUUCAUCACUCUAUGGUCAGAGUACGACCCUGACGCAAAGGGCAGAAUUAAACAUCUAGACGUUGUUACACUUCUCAGAAAAAUAUCACCUCCUUUAGGCUUUGGAAAACUUUGUCCAUACAGAGUAGCAUGUAAACGUUUAGUGGCCAUGAACAUGCCGUUAAAUACAGACGGUACAGUUAUGUUCAAUGCAACAUUAUUUGCCCUUGUAAGAACAUCUUUAAGGAUAAAAACUGAGGGCAAUAUUGAUACUGCCAAUGAGGAAUUAAGAGCAGUCAUCAAGAAAAUCUGGAAGCGUACAAAUCCCAAACUUCUAGACCAAGUUGUACCACCAGUUGGAGUUGAAGAUGAUGUGACUGUGGGCAAAUUUUACGCUACCUACCUCAUCCAGGACUACUUCAGACGCUUUAAGAAGAAGAAGAUGGAGAUCAAAGAACAAAUUGAUAAGGAGUCUGCAAACACUGUUACACUUCAGGCUGGCCUGAGAACACUACAUGAAGCUGGUCCCGAGUUGAAACGUGCCAUAUCGGGCAACUUAGAUGAGAUGCGUGAUGAUGAUAUUCCCACGCAUAGGAUUUCUCCAACCAACUCACUCUCAUACUCUCCUGCACAUUCUAAUGAGAAAACUGCGCUCAACCAUACUGCGCACCGUCCUCCAACCCCAUUGGAAAGCUCACAGUCCAUGGGGGAAGAAGAGGAGGGAAUCCCUAUGCGUCCUCUUAGGAUAAUGAACGGGGAUCCUGAGAGAAGAGCAAAUCUAGUAAUAAAGGACAAACAAAUGCAGUAUUUGACGCCCGACUAUCAUGCGACCUCUCACAGUGAGAGCAAUGGGAGCCUCCCCGGUGACCGCCACUCCCAGAGUGUCCCAAGCAGUCCCAGAAGUGUCUCUAGGCCUUAUUCUGAGGUCGUAGGCUCUGCUGAAAGUCUGGUUGGGAGGGUAAGCAUUUUUAUUUUAUUUUUUAAUUUUUUUAUUUUUUUUCAUCUUUUGGUAAUGAUAAAUCUCUCCAAGUAAGUAUGAGAUAUUUUG